ACAAUACAUAACAAUAGAUGUAGCACUCUGCUACAGGAUGACUGCUUCAAAGCUGCCCACAUGUUUGCUCAUGGAACGUGGCAAGAAAGGCAAGACUGUGCUUACCUUAAGGUCCAACGUAAAUUGAACAUAACGAAGACUUUGAAUACAUUUCCGUACAUUCGUAUGUUUUCGCGUCGUCUGCAACAUUUUACAUUGCGGAACCGCUGCUGUACAACGCUUUUCGAACGGCUAGAAAAUACGCUAAGACCACAGUCAAUGUUUUAGUCUAGCUGAGUGGCGUGUGCGUGAAGACGAUGACGUCGUCGCCAAGACCAGUAGCAUCCGACUCGGAAGAUAGCAGUAACCGCUAUUCCGACCCGUUCGACGAAGAUGGAGAAGAUGGGUCCCUUGACCAGGCUAUUCAGAUUCAAGCGAUUAUGCGGAGUCCAGCAAGCUCGAUUUCUUCGGAACGGGUGGACUACAUAAACACGCUGGGAAGCUCAGGAGCUGCUCGACUUGAAAGAGAGCGCUCGGUGACAUGGGCUACAGGGUGUCUCCUCGCCGACGUUUCCAAUCGCAAUGACCUGCAACACGGCCGAGGUAUACAUUUCGGUGACGUUGCCGGUGAAAGCGUAUUGCGAGCGUAUGCGGAAGAUGAUCGUCGUAAAACAAACGAAAAGUUGGCCAUCGACGUAAUCGUCGCCCAUUUGUCCAUGCUGUGCUUUACCCAUACCUUAGUACAAGUUCUGCUUUUAUUUUUCAGGACACUAUAUAUUAGCGACGAGGUCUUAUUCCAGACUGAGUUGGGUAUUGUGUUUGCGUUUCCGGCAGUCUGUCUGCUGGCACUGUGGCUUCUAGAGAAACUGUGUGAAUAUUCAGGGGCGCGCAUUGUGCUCUUGGCAAUCUACUCGAUCGCAUUUGCCUUGUUCUUGUUUAGUUCUGGCGAUCUUGUCUUGGGCGCAGCGCCCACCAGAUGUCAUGCUGCUGUAAUGUUGUUUAUGUUAACAGUGAGCUUGUUCAUAUUUAGCAUGUUCUUCGUGAGGACGUCUUCGGUACAUCAACAGUAUUGUCGACUCGCGCUGAUCACCUUCGCUGUGAGUCUCGCCAUCGAAAAGUUAUCUGUUGUAUCCAGCUACAGGCUUGGAAUGGGAUUUAGUGUAAAUGGCCUGGAGUGUUCAGCUCGGGUGCCACCCAAUGGCACGCUCGUCCUACCCGAUCAUGCAUCAGGACGCAUCGCAGGAGAACCGCGCCGGAAACAACGGCGAUAUCGUACUACCUUCAGCGCGGAACAGCUUGAUCAGCUUGAAAAGGCGUUCGCGUUGUCUCAUUAUCCCGACGUGUUUACAAGAGAGGAGCUAGCCGCUAAAACCGACCUCACAGAAGCUAGGGUUCAGGUCUGGUUUCAGAAUCGUCGCGCAAAAUGGCGUAAACAAGAGAAAGGUGAUCAUCAGCUCGUUGCGCUGGCACCGUUCGGCGCGAUUCCUGCGUCCAUCAGGCCACUCGCCCCUUACCGGCCAUCUGUUUCAGCCCAGGCAGCAUUCGCCGCGAUGCACAACAAACGUGCAGUUCAACUUCAACAACAACAACAACAACAACAACAACAACAACAACAGCAGCAGCAGCAGCAGCAACAAACAAUGGCGCUUUCGGCAUGCAGCAAUGGAACAAUCGGAAACGGGGUGUUCCCUAUGGGACCCCAUGGACCGCCCCCAUUUGCAGCCAGCCCUUUUAUGGCGAGCGCGUUCGACUCCCCGUUCAACAGUAUGGCUGUGUCGUUUGCGGUUAACCCACUUAAUAUCUAUGCUAGCCAAGCAGCAUCAUGGCUACAAGCAGAAAUCAGUCGCGGACGAAACUCGGGCAAUGUUCAGGAGGGUAGAAACUUAGCAGACUUGGACGAUGGCGUGCGAAAAUGCCAUGAAACAAUCAUUGCAGAGAGUAGUAGCAGCAGUAAACGUGACUCGAUUAAGAACGAAUGCCGGAACGCUGAAGUUGCUGAAGAUAGUAAUCAUCGCAAUGAUGAUUUUAUGGCCAAAAUCAUCACGCGAGAAAAGGUUGAUAAGCACCUAAAAUAUAGAAAACCUCAACAAUUCUCUGACUCGCACUCUUGUUAGCCUCAACUAUUAUUAUAAUUAAGAUACAUAGUUAUCUAUUGAUAAACCGUUUGCACCUCUUAAGUAAAUGCGAAAUUAAUACCGGUGGUUAGGUCUUUAUUACAGGUUGUGAAAGCCGGGUCAAUUCUGUUUGUCCUAAUAGUGCUUAUUGGUUGAAGAAACGACGAAAGCAGAAUUCAAUAAACAUUUGUCUAUAUGAUAACGUUUGUGAUGAUAAUGGUCGUGAGAUGCAGCGCCACCAGUGAGUAAUUUGAGAGAAUAACAAAUUAAGGGUGGGCAUCCCUAAAUAAUGAUCGCGGUAAAAAAAACAGUACAAAUCAUGCAGUUUGUUUAGUUUAAUAAUAUUGGAUGGUCUUCAUUCUUGAGACAAACUUAGUUCAUUACAAGCAAAUCUACGAACUACGAGCUCGAGCGUUUAGAUGCUAUAAGGCAAAUCAAAAGGGACAGAACAUUCAGCGUUUCCAGCCGAUGACAUCUCAGCGAUAAGCAAUAACGUGUGUGAGUCAUACGUAAAGAGAAACAUAUCCAUUG
Varroa destructor (honeybee mite) is the source of this 2624-nucleotide messenger RNA. RefSeq lists its product as uncharacterized. Lineage: Eukaryota; Metazoa; Arthropoda; Arachnida; Mesostigmata; Varroidae. Gene Ontology annotation, biological process: regulation of transcription by RNA polymerase II. The record is from RefSeq and is a predicted model, not a curated record. Gene Ontology annotation, molecular function: DNA-binding transcription factor activity, RNA polymerase II-specific; RNA polymerase II transcription regulatory region sequence-specific DNA binding.